ACGCUGUCUGUUUCCUCCAGGCAUGGCUGGCCACCAGCAGACAAACCAGGUGGUGACAAUCACCACCAAUCAGAACCCUGGGCAGUGGAGCACCGACCUCUGUGAAUGCUGUGUUGAUAUGAACAGCUGUUGCUGCGGCUUCUGGUGUUUCCCCUGCAUGCAGUGUCAGACAGCCAGUAAACAUGGAUGGUGCUGUGCAAUGCCACUCCUGGAUGUUUGCGGCGUGGUUUCCUGCUUACUCCGUCAGUCCAUCAGAGAGAGCCACAACAUCCCUGGCUCGUUCACCGAUGACUGCUGCAAGACAUGUUGGUGUUACUCGUGCGUCUGGUGCCAGAUGCAUCGCGAGCUGAAGAUCAGAGAAAGCCAGCAGCCCGACACCUCGACUGUGAUCACCACACAAGCCAUGCUGUAAACAGUUUUGCUCUGGAUCAAAGGCAUGUGUCCCAUUCAAAGCCACAUGUUUCAAUUCACUUCUGUAUUAUCUGCAUGUAACAGUCAUCUCAAAGCAUUUUGACCUCAGUUGAAUUUUGAGAGCUGUAAACUAACCUUUAAUGUAAAUUAACCUGUAGUGUGUUAUUUGCCUAGCUCACUGUCAUUCAUUGUUUGCAGAGCUAAUUUCAUGUAACAAGUAAUAAGAAUGGUUAUGCAGAGAUCCAAAUAACAGUGCUAGCUCACUGUAUUUUUGUGAGAAGCUUUUUUUGAAGUGACGAGUUUGACCUGAUCUCACCAGACAUCACCACAUUUAUCACUUUACAUCUCAUCCUGGGAAUCUCCGAGACACACCCAGCGACCCGUAUAACCUCACCUUGAUGACCUGAAAGCCGCUACUGUGACCAAAACAAGGGGGAACCUUUUCCUGUGUUUAAUAGUUUAAUAGAUGUGAGUUAUAUCUUUCAUUUAUAAUGGUUCACAUUUAAAAAACAUACAGCCCAACGCUGCCCUCUGCAUCAGUACAUAUGUUAGCACAGCCUCCACAUUUAUGCAACUCUUGUUAUGUUCACUGUCCAGGCUGCAUUAAACCUGUUAUUUUACUUUUAAUUAUGGAGACAGUGGAAACAAUCUAUAAAUCUUUGUAGUAUGUAAACCUUUAUGUGCAUAUGUUGAACUGAGACUUAGUGUUUAAACUGCCCCUUUUUCUUAUACUAAGAUAGGAUUUGGUGUAUAGGAAAAAGAAACAUCUUAUUUAAACACCCAGCACCCAAAUAUUAGUAUUCAUUUAAUGGCUCUCUUGUACUCUUUAAAAUAAAUAAAAAGUCUUUUGGCAAACGUGA
Neolamprologus brichardi is the source of this 1271-nucleotide messenger RNA. NCBI's taxonomy places the organism in Eukaryota, Metazoa, Chordata, Actinopteri, Cichliformes, Cichlidae. The record is from RefSeq and is a predicted model, not a curated record.